AAACUGUUAAAGUUGUAUGUAAUCGAAUCGAGCACUGUUUUGCAUGACGACUACGGUCUUGUUUUUAAUUAUUUAUAUAUCAAGUGCGGGUGUUGUUUAUUGUGCUGCUAAAAUAACGACGCGAGACAAGUAAAAUUUGGCGAAUCGUUCGUUUUAGUGCGAAUGACGCGCGAGGCGGCGCUGCAACAAAACCAAAUGCACAAGGCACAAGAAAAAAUUGCCAGCUGCUUGUUUGAUUGUGAACAGUGAUUUUCUUGAGGGCGCACAUAAUAUGAAUGAUAAGAGCUAAUUAUAACGAAUAUCUAUCAAAAACCAUAAAAAAUUAUGACUAAUGCUGACGAAAAUUUAACAAGAAACCCAAUGCCAAAAGUGCUUGUAUAACUAACGCGCUCGUUAGCACAAAUACCAGUUUUCCAAUAAGAAUCAUAUACAUAGAAUAAGAAAAAGAAAAAAUCAAGUGCUCCUAUUGUGCCUCUUCAUCUCGAUUCCAAUUAAUGCAAUAAUGUGCUGCUGAGUGAGAUUAUUAUCAUUAUUGCUGUUCAUCGUGUAGUUGUUGUUAUUGGAUCGCUACUGUAGCGAGAUUUAUUACAUUCCAACCGCCUUUGCUGCCUCUGCUGACGUCGCAAAAUGGUCUCGUUGAUAAAAAACCAAUUGCUCAAACAUUUGUCCAUCUAUACAAAAAAUCUCUCAUCAGACAAAAUCAAUUUGAGCACAUUCCGUGGCGAGGGUGAGCUAUCCAAUCUGGAACUGGAUGAACGUGUUCUCACCGAGCUGCUGGAGUUGCCCAGUUGGUUGCGUUUGACGUCCGCGUGGUGCAAUCAUGUCUCCUUUCGCAUUAGCUGGACAAAGCUCAAGAGUGUGCCCAUAACGCUGACACUUGAUGAGGUGCGCAUCACCAUCGAGACCUGCAAUCCCACAGCUCGCGAUGCGGGGGGAGGAAAUUCAACGUCUGCGGCUGCCUUGCCACAAGUGCCUCAGGGUAAAUACAGCUUCAUACACAAAGUGGUCGAUGGCAUCACCAUUGUGGUGAAUACGGUCAACGUCAAUUUUGUCAGCGCCGCCUUCACAGCCUCUGUGCAAAUGUCCCGCAUUCGUGUCGAAUCCAAGAAUCCAAAAUGGGCCAGCGCUGAUUUGCGUUCCACACGUCUUAAGGAUGGACAUAAGGGUAUCAUACUGAUCUUCAAGGAGCUCUCCUGGCAAACGGUACGCAUCGAGGCUAGCUCCACGCAGGACAAGUCCUUAACGCCGCUGCGUCUGCUCACGAAUCAUGCGCGCUGUCGGAUUACGAUCAGAAAACGUUUAGCAGACUGCAGUUUGUUGGCUUCACGAUUGGUGCUUAUAUUGGAUGAUCUGCUGUGGGUGUUGACGGACUCGCAGCUGAAAGCAGCCUUGCACUUUGUGGACUCGCUGUCGGGACUCAUUAAGGCCGCCACACAUGCUACGCAAAAGUCAAAGGCGGCACGCAAGUUGCAGACGCUCCCCGAGUACCAGGCGCAGGUUGCCCAGCAGCAGAAUCGUCUCUCGGAAUCGGUUAACACAUCAACCGCUCAGCGAAUGUUCAAUGCAUUCGAUGUGCGCGAGACUUCGUAUCAUUUCUUCAGCCAGCGCAUCGAUCUGCACUUGUGUGACGACGAGGGCGAUGGACGCUCCAGUUAUCCGGAGCUGGACAAGGGCGGCGCCUUGCAGGUGUCGGUUACAGCCUUUCAGGUUGACUAUUAUCCCUAUCAUUUGGCCAAAUCGGAUCGCUCACAUUGGGCUAAAUACAAGGAGGCGUCGGUGGCGCCAGCAUUGUGGCUCAAGGAAUCCUUGAAUGCUUUUCGGGAGGCUGUACUCAAUCUGAGCCAACCCAAUCGACCCGCAAUGCAUGCGCCGCUGGAACGCAGUGCUCCAGCCUCGCCGAUCAUGCUGAAUGCUUCGCUGUUGAGCUCUCACUUUGGCAACGGUGGCACUGGCUCCAAUGGUAGUAGCACUCCGACUGCAGCUGGCGUAGCAGCAUCAGUUUUGGGUGGUUCUGGCUCAGGAGGCUCAGGAAAUGCUUCGGCUAGCAGUCAAUUCUCGCAGGCAGCGCAACAGCGGAAUACCUUAGAGAAUCUGGCCAAGUUGAUGAGUUCGUGUGUAAUUCUGCGCAUCGAGGAUUUCACCUUGUAUCGUGUGACGACGUCGGGUAAAAAGCAAAUGCCCAAGGAGUUUGUUUCAGCACAACACAAAAGGAAAAGCCGUUCCUCAGGUGACAAGGAUCGCUAUUCGUUUCCCGCCGAGAUGCCAAUUGUGCACGCCGAAUAUACGUAUUUCUACUAUCCCGGUGAUUUUGUAUUUCCACUGCCGCCUUCGAAGAUGUUUGUGCACAUCAAUCCGUUGCAAGUGCACUUUGAUCUCAGCUCGAUAUUGUGGUUGAAUUCCUUUGGCUUGAAUUUGCACGAGAGUUUGCUGCGCACCAGCGUCGGCUCCCAGGCCACACUGCAGCCGCAACAACAGUCGCAGAGUACGCGCGGCUCGAUUGCCUCAUCAAUUGCCUCGAAUGGCUCCAAUGGCACACAGAUGGCCGCUGCGUUGAGCGUGGAACAGGAGCCAAAUCUGAUGUACAUGGAUGUCAAGGUGGAGGCGAUUAUGCCGCGCGUGGUCAUGGAAGCGGCGCUGGAUGCGCCAAAUCAAAAGGAUCGACCCAAAACAAUGCAGAUACAGAUCUCACGUUUCGCCCUCACCAACAUACGUGAAAUGGGCAGUUCACGAGCGGAUUUAGCACAGGCCUUGCACUCCCUACAAGAGGGAUCUCUCGUCUUUGGCAGCGGAUUUCCAUCGGUGGAUGGGGAUAUGUGUAUUGUCACGGAUCGCAUACUAUCGCAUGUGGCUGCCUCGGAUGUGAGCAUGAUGCCAACAGCAGCAGCAGGAGCAACAGGAGCAGCACCCAUGUCGCCGCAAGCACAGCUGCCACGAUCUGCAUCCACGCAGUACCUGUCACGCUAUGCCAUGUGGUCGGAGCCGCGCGAUGUGUGGUGCAUUAAACUGGAUCCCAUUUGGGUGGAUUUUCUGGGCGCACGCUCCUUGGGCCCGAACAAAUCUAUACCAUUUGUGGAUGCAGUGCCCAUAACGCUCUGGCUGCAUGCCGGCCAAGCUCAGGCACAAGCCCAGCUGGAGCUGGAGCAGCGACGCCAGAGUGCGGCGAGUUCGCAAAUGGAAAGCAUGGGAUUGGCACCGUUGCCAUCGCUGCCGCCACUGCCACGCAAUCCAUUUCUCAGCGAGGAAGAUGUGCGUAUGCCGCAAGCAGCUGCAGCUGCCACAAAAGAAGCGCCUGUGGAGCGCUGUGCGGAUAUGCAUGCAAUUGCGCAUAUUUCGAAUUUGGUUAGCCUGCAAAUCGAUCACUAUCAAUUGCUGUUUCUGCUGCGUCUCGCCGAGGAAUUCAAUGAAAUGUCCACGUUUCUUAAUCUGGAUGCCGAGCGCAUAUUGCAAAAGCAAAAUCAACAGAAAUCCAUAAUAUUUGGGUGUGUGGUGCCACAGAUCGAGGUGACCCUGGUGAUGCCAUCGCCAACACCUGGUAAGGAAUCAAGUGGUGGUGAUGCUGAAAGUGUCUUACCCGAUUCAGCUAGUUUGGGUGAUGAUUUACACAUGAAUAGCGGCAAUAUAACUUGGCCAACACCACCGCCAUUGGAUCAGCUGAAGAGCAAUACGUUUGGCAGCGUUGAGACGCCCUCGCCAGUGACCAAUGAACCGCCUUUUGACAGUGGCAUACACAUAUCCAAUCCGAAUACACAUGGAUAUAAUGUGCAGAUACAGAGCACUCCAACGUUGGCUUCCUCAACGCCAAGUCAGGGUUCACGACCCGACACUGGCAUCUCUAUGCAAUCACAAUCCCAAUCGACAUCGACAACUACAGCCCCGAAGAGCGUAAAGAACACAACGAUACGUUCAAGCGGCGGCAACGAUGCAGUGCCCAGCAUCACCAAGGAAAUCAAUUCGGGUUUGCUGUCGAUGAAGAAGGGCUUCUCCAGUUUUAUGACUUCCAUUGACUCGGCCAUCAAGUCGGGUACGCCCAACGAUGAUGUCAGCGACACGUUCUCGGUGCAGAGCGACAUUAGUUCCGAUUCGGAGAAUUUCGCCAUUGUCAUGGGCGAUGACAAGACCAUGGACUGCAUGGAUGUGAUGUUCCGCCUCAAUCCAUUCACCAAUGACAGCAAUAUGAAGGCCUCGCCCGUCGAAGUGGCCAGCGAGGUGUACGAAGAGCCCAGCAGCUAUAAGACAAACAUGUCCUCGCCCUCGGAACCCUCAGAAGGCAGCACGUGGCGACGACGCGAUCUUGUGUCCAUGGCCACCUUUAGGCUGACAACAGUGGAGGUGAUACGUCAGCAGGAGGGAUCCAAGUCCUCGGUGCGUUUGCAGGUGGCUGCUGUGUCCUGUGAUGAAUGCGGCGCCAUUCCCUGGGAUGAGUUGCAGAUCGCGCAUCAAGCGAACAAGACCAAGUUUGGGGCUCGCUGCAAAGCCUGGAACCUGGCGCCAUACAAUCCAGAAGCGCCGCCCUGCAUUCGACUGCGCCUUGAGGAAACCUUAAACAUGCCCAAGGAAAUUGAAGGCAUCAUCGAUCGCAAGCGCAUACAAAGUUGGUUUACGCACCAUGCGGAGAUACGCGUCAAGGACAUUAGUCUGGACUUGUCGAUGAGCACAGUGAUUGGCCUGGGUGACUUGGCGGAGGAUGAGAUCAUUUCCCCGCCUAUGCCUGUGACGAUUAAUCUGGAGAAUGUUCGCAUCAAUUUGCUGGAGGAUCGACCGCCUGUUAAUAUUACCUCACCGGGUCCAGUGCCCAUAAAUCUGUGCAUUGGCCGCAUGCAUUUAGAGCGUGACAAGAAUGGUCAACUGCAAAUACAGCCAAUAGAUACAAACUUGAGCGCUGAUCAACAGCAAUCGCUGGGAGCCAGCGGCUUGUUUGGUGCACCGCGUGAACGAGAUCGCGAGCUGCUUUCUAUGCAACUGGUUAUGCAGCAAAUGAAGCUGGACAAUGAGCAGCUGCGCAAGCAGCUUGUCGACUCCAAAGUCAACACUGACAAUUACAGGCACAAGACCAAGCAGGAAACGGAGGUGUUGCGUUCGUAUUUGAAGGCAGCACAGGAUGAUAUUAGCAUAUUGCUGGAGGAGAAGAAAGCUUUGUUGGACACCAUUCGCUCAAUGCAGCUGCAACUGACCUCAUCGAGUAUGAGCCGUAAAAGCGAUGGCAACAGGUAGCACAACUGCAUGGACUGCAUACAAUGCUGCGGCGAAAACAACAAUGCCUAAGGUCACGUGUGCAUCCCAGGAAUAAAGGAGAAAGGAGAAAAUGAAGAGACGUCCUCAUAAACACAUUUAAUGUCAUUUCGCUUUUAAAUCCAUCAUUGCGUUGAGUUUUAGCAGAAGACUGAGCCGUACUGAACACGGACACUAUUCACGUUGCCGUUCGUCGUCAUAUACUUACAUGCAUAAUUAUAUACAACUAUAUACACUAUACUAAACUAUACUAUAUUCUUAACAAUACUAUAUACAUAUAUUUAUAUUUGUAUUGGUUUUUAUUAUUUAUAAGCUAUAGCUAACUGUUCCAAAGAGAGAAUGUUGUUGAUCAGAAUUGAUUUUAAUUGUUUUAAUAUACGAGCUUUUUUAAUUUUUAUUGCUGCUGCAACUUUUAAAUAUAUAGCACAUUGUUAAAGAAUAGUACAUUGAUUUUGAAACAAAAAGAAAACAAUUGAAUCAAAAUAAAAGUAAAUAUUGUAUAUUGCUACCUGCAUAACUAUAUAACUAUUGAAAUGUAAUUUGACAUUGAUAUUACGCCGAAAACUAAAUGAAACAUUGUAUAUUCUAUAGAGAUAUUGAUAACAUAUUGUUGUGAUUCAUGAUCAUAUCAAAAAUACUGAAUUCUAGUAAUUAUACGUAUUACCUACAUAUUAUUCUAAUUAUUGAUAUUACAACUAUUAAAUGUGUGUGUAUUUGCUGUUGUUAUUCAUGUGCUAACUUAACUAAACAAUUGGCCAAAUUACAAAAAAUUAAACUAUUAACUAACUUUAGCAUUGAGUACUAGCGAGUUAUUAAAAUUUUUGUAUUACAUUAUUGAUUGCAUUCCAAAUAAAAUUGAUUAUCGUUUACUAGCAGUUAACUAUAUAACAAAAAAAUAUGUAUUCAACUCUUAACUAAAUCAAAAAGAAAAUAGAAACAAAAACCAAAAAGGAAAGUAACAUAAAUAUACUUUCAAUUGAACUCAUGUUAAGUAACUCGUAUACAAAUUUUUAAUCGAAAGUUUUCAUAUUUCAAUAUACGACAUAAACAAAAUCAAAAAUAUAUACAAAAAUAUAUAUACAUACAUAUGUAGCUUAAUUUACAAGCUGAUUGUGUAAAUUUAAAAGCCCGAAAAUAUUAACAAAUGUUUGAAAUAGCAAAAACAAAGCUAAAUAUUGAUUGUUAUACAUGCAUUAUUUGAACGUUUUCAUCUGUAGCUAGGUAGAAAUAAAAAACAAAAACAAAAUGAAAGCAAAGGAAAUUGAAAUCGUAUAAAAAUAAACAUCGAUAAAAAUGACAAGUUA
Molecule: messenger RNA, 6533 nt
Organism: Drosophila albomicans
Lineage: Eukaryota; Metazoa; Arthropoda; Insecta; Diptera; Drosophilidae
Product: UHRF1-binding protein 1
Exons: 18
Coding region: 628-5211 (1527 amino acids)
Source: RefSeq, a predicted model, not a curated record